AUGCCCCACCAGAUCAGCCGCGCCCACGCCCUCCCCGGCGGUCCCGAACCCGCCUUUGUCGGCACCAAGGAGCUCUUGAUCGAGCGCGCCCUCGCCCGCCUGCGCUCCAUCCCCGACCCGCUCAGCCAGUACGCCUACCUCGCCGGCCUGCGCAGCAAGAACGCCGACGUCUUUUACGGCCUCGUCGGCGGCAACAUGAAGGAGUGCACCCCCAUCAUCUACACGCCCAUCAUCGGCCUCGCGUGCCAGAACUGGUCCCUCAUCCACCCGCCGCCACCGGCCAACGACGACACGGUCCGCUCGCUCUACCUCUCGUACUCGGACCUGCCGCGCCUGCCCGAGAUCAUCAAGAACCUCAAGACGACCAUGCCCCACGACCAGAUGGAGAUCUCGGUCGUCACGGACGGUUCGCGCGUUCUCGGCCUCGGUGACCUCGGUGUCGGCGGCAUGGGCAUCUCGCAGGGCAAGCUGUCGCUGUACGUCGCCGCCGGCGGCGUCAACCCGAAAGCGACGCUCCCGAUCGCGAUCGACUUUGGAACGGACAACGAGAAGCUCCUCGCCGACCCGCUCUACGUCGGCCUGCGCCAGCGUCGCCUCGCCGACGACAAGUGCGAGGAGUUCAUGGAGGUCUUUAUGCGCGAGAUGCACAAGGAGUUCCCCAACAUGAUCAUCCAGUUCGAGGACUGGCACACGACGCUCGCGUUCCCGCUCCUGCACAAGAACCGCGACAUCUACCCCUGCUUCAACGACGACAUCCAGGGCACGGGCGCCGUCGUCCUCGCGGGCGCGAUCCGCGCGUUCGCGCUCAACGGCGUCGCGCUCAAGGACCAGAAGAUCCUGUUCUUUGGCGCCGGCGGCAGCGGCGUCGGCGUCGCCGAGACGAUCGCCAAGUACUUUGAGCACCAGGGCUGCACCGAGCAGGAGGCCAAGGACAAGUUCUGGCUCGUCGACUCCAAGGGCCUUGUUGCGCACAACCGUGGCGACAAGCUCCCGAUCCACAAGCAGUACCUCGCGCGCGCCGAGCCCGACGCGCCGAAGCUCCGCACCCUCAAGGAGGUCGUCGAGCACGUCAAGCCGACCGCGCUCCUCGGCCUGUCGACCGUCGGUGGCACGUUCACCAAGGAGAUCCUCAACCUCAUGGCGACGUACAACAAGCGCCCGAUCGUCUUUGCGCUGUCGAACCCUGUCGCGCAAGCCGAGUGCACGUUCGAGGAGGCGAUCGAGGGCACCGACGGCCGUGUCCUGUUCGCUGCCGGCUCGCCGUUCGACCCGGUCAGCUACCAGGGAAAGCGGUACGAGGCGGGCCAGGGCAACAACAUGUUCGUCUUUCCAUCCCUUGGACUCGGAUCGAUUGUCGCUCGCGUCAAGAGCAUCCCAGAGGAGCUCGUCCACGCCUGCUCACUCGGCCUCUCGACGUCGCUCACGCCCGACGAGCUCGAGCGCGACCUCCUGUACCCCGACAUCGAGCGCAUCCGCGAGGUCUCGAUCAAGGUUGCCGUGACCGUCGUCCGCCGCGCCCAGGAGCUCAAGGUCGACCGCAACGAGGAGCUGAGGCAGCUCGACGACAAGCAGCUCGAGGCGUACAUCCGCAAGAAGAGCUACCACCCGCUCAUCGAGGUCGAGGAGGCGCAGACCUGA
Rhodotorula graminis WP1 is the source of this 1638-nucleotide messenger RNA. RefSeq lists its product as uncharacterized. The coding region runs from base 1 to 1638 and encodes 545 amino acids. The transcript is spliced from 11 exons. Gene Ontology annotation, molecular function: malate dehydrogenase (decarboxylating) (NAD+) activity; NAD binding. The record is from RefSeq and is a predicted model, not a curated record. Lineage: Eukaryota; Fungi; Basidiomycota; Microbotryomycetes; Sporidiobolales; Sporidiobolaceae. Gene Ontology annotation, cellular component: mitochondrion. Gene Ontology annotation, biological process: pyruvate metabolic process; malate metabolic process.